AUGUUCAUGUACAGCUUGCGUCGCGUGGCGCUGUCCGCCGCGUCUGGGGGGGUCUGCCAGCAUCAUCGUCUUGCCUGGGCAUGCGCCGCCCAGCUGCAGACGCAGACGACAGCCCCCCGCAGCAGCAGCAGCCGGCGCCGCUUUGCCACGUCCCGGGUGCUGGCCAAGGGGGUAUCGGACCCUUUGAAGAUUUUGUUUUGCGGCUCCGACCCUUUUAGCUGCGCGUCGCUCCAGGCGCUGCAUGAAGAGCAGUUGGCGAACAAGGGGCUGGUGGAGGAUAUUGAGGUCAUGGUGGUGCCGGGAAAAAAGGUUGGCCGAGGCCUCACGGAAACCGCACGAGUGCCCUGCAAAGAGCUCGCUGAACAGCUCGGGCUCAAGAUCCACGAGAGACCGUCGUUUGAGGAUUGGACGCUGCCUACAGGUAUCAACUUGGUCGUUGCCGUAUCAUUCGGGCUCUUUGUGCCCCCAAGGAUCCUGUCGUCCGCCAAGUAUGGCGGCUUGAAUAUUCAUCCUUCUCUGCUUCCUCACCUACGCGGCCCGGCGCCAAUCCACCGGGCCUUUCUCCGCGGAGACACCUUUACCGGCAUCUCGCUGCAGACGCUCUCCCCCAAGUCCUUUGACCGCGGCACCAUUCUCGCGCAGACGCCAGCGCCCGGCAUUCCCCUAGACCAGACUCAGCCCUUUCACGCCCUCAAGCGCGACUUGGCGGCGCGCGGCGCGACGAUGCUCGUCGAGGGCCUGCGCGCCGGCUUGCACGUCCCGCCGCACGACGACGCCGGCUGGUGGGCGGCGGCGCACGCGCAGGACGGCGACAACAACAACAAUGAGGCGGCUCUCGAGUACGCUCCCAAGACGAGCAAGGCAGACCUGGAGGUGGACUGGAAGGCGUGGACCGCAGACGAUUUGAUGCGGCACAUGAACGUGUUCAACACGGUGUGGACGCGCGCCGUGGUUCAGGGCGCGGGUAAGCGCGCCGGCGCGGUGCGCAGGGUCUUGUUCACGAGGGCCAGGGUGGCGAGCGCGGACGAGGCGGCUGGCUUUAAAAGAGAGCAGCUGGCCGUGUUUGUCAACUCGAGUGACAUGCGGUACGAGAUGCUGGUCAAGCUGGACGGGGCGACUGACAACUGCUAUUUCCCGCUCGCUGACGGCAGGUGGAUCUGCGUUAGCAAUGCGAAAAUGGAAGGCACCAAUGGGAGGGGAGCUAUGAGUGCGUUGAGAAAGAUCUUUCGGGCCCCCGACCAGCCAUUCUGA
Beauveria bassiana ARSEF 2860 is the source of this 1251-nucleotide messenger RNA. RefSeq names its product formyl transferase. The transcript has 4 exons. The coding region runs from base 1 to 1251 and encodes 416 amino acids. Lineage: Eukaryota; Fungi; Ascomycota; Sordariomycetes; Hypocreales; Cordycipitaceae. Gene Ontology annotation, cellular component: mitochondrion. Gene Ontology annotation, molecular function: methionyl-tRNA formyltransferase activity. Gene Ontology annotation, biological process: conversion of methionyl-tRNA to N-formyl-methionyl-tRNA; biosynthetic process. The record is from RefSeq and is a predicted model, not a curated record.